Aspergillus ibericus CBS 121593 is the source of this 282-nucleotide messenger RNA. RefSeq lists its product as uncharacterized. NCBI's taxonomy places the organism in Eukaryota, Fungi, Ascomycota, Eurotiomycetes, Eurotiales, Aspergillaceae. The annotation marks the transcript as partial. The record is from RefSeq and is a predicted model, not a curated record. The transcript is spliced from 2 exons.
AUGACAACCCGUCUCACCCCCCUCUUCAUCCUCUUCGGGAUCCUCCUCAUCCUAAGCAUCAUCGGCUACAUCACCUACUCGAUCAUCCGCGACGUCACCCGCAACACGAAAUCCAAAAUGGAAGAAAAGAACGUCGUGUUUUCCCGCGACGGGAUGAAAGUCGGGGUGAAGUUGGAGGAUGAGGAGUAUUUGGAUCGGAGUCAGAGUCUCCUCGUCAGCAUGUGGAAUCACACCGCCUUCCCGGCGUAUAAAUCCCGCAUUUGGGAUAUGACGAAGCCGACG